AUGACGAAUUCUAGCAGCGAUAUUCGUGUGGUAGUAGGCAUUGAUUUCGGAACAACUUAUUCAGGAUUUGCCUACGCGUAUGUUAACGCGAAUGUGGACACGCCCAAUAGCAUAGAGACUAAUGAUACUUGGCCCGAAAAAAAAGGCGAAUUCAAAACAAAUACGGUUAUUCGAUAUGAUGAUAAGUUCAAUGUUCUCAAGUGGGGUUUACCUGCUUUGGCUGAAAAGGUUUCCAGAAAGAGUAAAAACUCAAAAUUUGAAGAAAUUCAGAUUGCUGAGUUAUUCAAGCUUCAUCUCGGCGACAUUUCCGAAGAAGAAAAACCAAAGUUACCUCUAGGUUUAGAUCCCAGAAAAGCAAUCACUGAUUAUUUAUGUGAAAUUAGAAAGCUUCUAAAAUCCAGAAUAUCUGACCGAUGGCCAGGAUUGAUUUACUUUAAACAUGUUCGGAUUGUUCUCACUAUUCCCGUUGAAUAUGAUGAGAGAGUUCGCGCUAUCAUGCGACAAUGUGCCUACGAUGCGGAACUUAUACUUACACUUGAAUCAGAAAAUCUGGAAUUCACUACUGAAUCGGAAGCAGCUGCAAUUUAUUGUCUUGAAAAUCUAAGUGAACAUCCCUUAAAAGAAGGAGAUUCAUUUAUGAUUGUUGAUUGUGGCGGCGGGACAGUCGAUUUGACAGUUCGCACGAUUCUCCCCGAUUUACAAUUAAGUGAACUCACAGAAAGCACUGGUGAUUUCUGCGGCUCUGCAUAUAUUGACAAAGAAUUCAAAAAAUUUUUGGAAAUUAAAAUUGGAAAGUCAGCGCUUAAAUUUAUGGAAGAGAAGCAUUAUCCUCACCUUCAAUAUUUGAUUCAAUACUUCUGCACCCAUGUUAAGCUUCCAUUCGAUGGCGAUGAAAGAAACUGGCGAAACAAAGAAAUUGAUCUUGAAGAAGUUUGUCCCGUUAUUAUGCAAUACGUGAAAGGCGAGGAAAGAGAAGACCUAGAAGGGUGUGAAUGGCUUAUCGAAUUAGACUUCCAGACGGUUAAAUAUUUCUUUGACAAAGUCGUCGGCAAUAUUUUAAAGCUAAUCCGCGAACAACUGACCAAGUCGGAAAAGAAUAUCGCUGCAAUUUUUUUAGUUGGCGGGUUUUCUGAAUCCAAUAUUGUUAAGGGUGCUGUUAUAUAUGGUCUGAAGAUGGAUGCAAUUAAAACACGUGUACUCAAAAAAACUUACGGGAUCAAUUAUUGCCGCAAUUGGACCCCCAAUGAUCCAGCCGAAAAAAUGAAAAUUAUAGGUGGUCAAAAGAAAAUUUUAGUUUUUAAGAGAUUGGCUAAAAAAGGGACUGAGGUUUAUGUUGACCAAGCAUUCAAAGAAAUAGUUUAUCCGAUAUAUAAAGAACAGUCAGCAUGUAAUUUCUCUAUCUAUAAAAUUAAUGCUGACGAUGGAAAAUACUGUGAUGAUCCAGAAAUGAAGUUAUUUGGGACACUUAAUUUGGAAAUUCCUGACGUUCAUCUUGGCUUUGGUCGUCCAAUGGAAUUCACUUUGACCUUUGGACAAAUGGAAACGCGUGCUUUUGCGAAGGCACUUAAGUCGGGAAAGUCGGUUCAAGCAAAUUUUAAAUUAGAGUUAUAA
This is a messenger RNA of Ambispora leptoticha, 1611 nucleotides long. NCBI's taxonomy places the organism in Eukaryota, Fungi, Glomeromycota, Glomeromycetes, Archaeosporales, Ambisporaceae. The record is from the annotation of a GenBank genome assembly.